CAACUCUGUAUGCUAGCCGAGUGAGUGAGUGAGUGCUGAAAGGAAGUAUGGCUGCCUUGGCAUCUGCUGAUAAGAGAGGAGGUCCAGGGCAAGAGAAGUAGCUGCGGUUCUGUGAAGAAUGGAAAAGUUAGAGUGGUUAGUGGUGUUCGUGAAUUCCUUCACCUUCUGCAAUGCCAUCUUGGAACUGACUGGCACCCACAACAUUGAAGGAAUAUGGAAGAGUUCCGUCACCUUGCCAUGUGUCUACAGGCCUUCCCAGGACUUUGUGCAGCAAACAGUCAUUUGGACCUUGGACCGAGAUCAAAGCCCUGCUACCGUCUUUCGAAGGGAUAGCUCUGGCAAUCACAUCCUGUUGUCACAAUACAGAGGUAGGGUCAGCAUGCCAAAUAGCACGCCAGGGGAUGUCUCUCUUGAAAUUGAGAAGCUUGAAGUCACAGACCGUGGACACUACACUUGCAAAGUCACCUGGAGAACCCAGAACAAGAGCCUGCUAACAAGGGAGAGAACCACUACAGUUAAUGUUGUUAAAGUUGCAGUGACUAAACCCAUCGUCAGACCAGGCCCUCUGGGAUUCACUGUACCAAAAGGGGCUAGGACAAGCCUGACCUGCUCUGCCAAUGGGUCCCCACCCAUCACCUACCGAUGGUUCAAGGGAGAGCCAGGAGGAAACGCAGUGCAUGUGAGCAGUCAUGCCGUACUCAUGUUUGAUUCUCUGCGAACAUCUGACAUGGGGAAAUAUUACUGUGAAGCAGAAAACAGAGCACGCUCACAAGUCAUACAGCAGAGUGAUGCAGUGCAGCUGACUGUGAGAGCCCUUACAAAACCAGCAACCAUGGUACCCUGCUCUAAGACCAAGGCGCACACCAUCAUCUCAGAAGGAGGUUACCAGAGGACCAGCCUGCCCCUCUAUCUCAUCAUCCUAAUCGUUGUGCUCUGUGUGGCUAUGGUGUUUGUUGUCAUUGUGGUCGUCUUGUGUAGGAGAAAGACCAAGAAGGAUAAUCCAAAUGAAGUAACAGAUCAUAACUCCAUGAACCUCACAAGAGGAGAGACUUGUUCAGGUGUCAAUGUCAAGUGCACGUAUGAGGAAGCAAAAUCUAGAGGUGAAAACAACUAUACAUCACAGCCAGUGAAAGAGAAUGAAUAUGAGACAAUUGGCACAGUGAAAAACGACUAUGCGACUCUUGUGAAAGCAACAGCAUCUGAAUAUGAACUGGGGGAUGUUCCAUAGAAAACCAGCAUUUACACACCAGCAGCAGUGCAGAAGAUAGGGCUGUAGAGCUUGAAUGGUGACCAUUCAUUAAGGGAAGCCCUUCAUCCUUUCCACCCUCUUCUCCAAUAACAAUAUUAAAGCAAUGAGCUUAACUGUUGAAGGGCAAUUGCAUCACCCUCUGGUUCUUCAUGGAAUCCAGUCUGCCCUAUUGAUUCUUGAGAACUUGCAUGAAACCUUCCUAAGAUCAGCUUCUUGGUGUAAACUAUCCAGGAAUGAUACAAGGUGAGAAGUUUCUCUCUCUCUCUCUCCUGGGUUUAACAUUCAGCACAGACAAUGGAAGGUCCUUUAAUAAUGCGAGGAGAGUUCAGGAAAAAAAACUGAAAGCAAGGUAAAAAUAAGAACCACACAGCACUGGAGGUACCAGCAGAAAGGAACAAACUCUACAUCUGUAUCUUGCUCUGUAAUAGUUUUUAUACCAUACCUCUAGUGCGAGAGGAAGUCUGUAUGUAUUCUGUAGUAAAGUUUAGCUGCUAGUUAGCUAGCCAAUCAUAUGGUAUCUCAAAUUGCAACUUGGGACCUAUUCUUUCAGAGUCCCUUUCUUUUGUCUCCUGCUAGAAUUACAUUUUUAACAUUUUGGAAAAGAUGGCAGUCCAUGUGUUCCCUCCUUUUGUCACUUCACAUCGCGGGAUCUGGGCAGGGUUUACAAUGUUGACAAUUGUGAUUAGCAACAAUGAUUGUUCCAUUCCAGGCCACGGAAUCCUUGGGUUCCCCUUCGUAGGACCACCUGUAAAAUGCAUGUAACAAUUUAUAGUAUGUCCUUCUUAACCGCCAUUUUGUGCCUUUUUAUUUGCACUUGAUUUUCUCAGUUUGGGUAGACCAUGCUUCCCAGGCAGGUGUCACCAUGCAUUGACCUUUGCUGCUAUAUGUGUUAGCCCUCCUUGUACAAUAUCCACCAAAAUAACGGUAAGAAGACAAACAAAACAAACACACAACACAAUCUUUGUCAUGACAGUAGACCCACGGUGCUCUGGGUUAUUCUUCCGCUGGCACCAGCUUACUUGUAGAGUGUCUGAAAAACAGAAGGAACAUUUCCCAGCCCUCUGGGUAGGGACAGAUUAUUGCCUAAAAAUAACCCUUCUAAAUCUUGCUGACUGCAGGGAAAACAGAAGCAUUACUGCCAUUCUUUCCUUGUUUUGUUCUAUAAAAUUAUAAAAAAAAAUAAAAAAUUAAUGGAGACCUCCCUUCUCCUAGA
Messenger RNA from Trachemys scripta elegans, 2462 nucleotides. RefSeq names its product V-set and immunoglobulin domain-containing protein 4-like. The coding region runs from base 119 to 1228 and encodes 369 amino acids. Gene Ontology annotation, biological process: negative regulation of macrophage activation; negative regulation of complement activation, alternative pathway; negative regulation of interleukin-2 production. Gene Ontology annotation, molecular function: complement component C3b binding. NCBI's taxonomy places the organism in Eukaryota, Metazoa, Chordata, Testudines, Emydidae. The transcript has 7 exons. The record is from RefSeq and is a predicted model, not a curated record.